AUGGCCGACCGACGCACUGUGGGGGAUAUGCUCGCUGAUACCUUGAUAACAGCGAUGAAGGAGAAAGAGGAGCAGCUCGAUAAGGAAAUCGAGAAAUUAGACAAUAUGAAAGAGGAUGACAUCGAGGAGAUCAGACGUAAGAGGUUAGAAGAGAUGAAGGAGGAUUAUAAGGCCAGUCUAGAGCUUCGUUCCAAGGGACAUGGUGAAUACAAGGAGUUGCAUUCUGAAAGAGAAUUCUUCGAAGCUGCCAAGGUUUCAAAGCUCAUGGUUUGCCAUUUUUAUAGACCUACAACAUGGCGAUGUCAGAUAGUAGACAAGCACUUGUCUGUUCUAGCAGAGAAGUACAUCGGCACUCGAUUCGUCAAAAUCAAUGCGGAAAAAUCGCCCUUCCUAUGUGAUCGAUUUAGGAUUAUGAUGCUGCCGACUAUCAUGCUGGUCAAAGACGGUAAGACAGAGCACUCGGUGAUCGGUUUCGAUGAGUUCGGCGGGCGGGAUGACUUUGAUACAGAUGCUAUUGAGGAGAGUAUCUACAACAACUUGAUUGUUGUGUACAUUGAGGUCAUCAUCACUGUUGUUGUGAAGGCCGUAUGUAGGAAUGCUUCCAAACAGCUCAGUGGAUCUGUUAGAAGGAUGAGUAUCAAGCCAGAGGCCCAAAGGAAGGAAGUUGAAUGGUCUCGGCGAGUCACUUUGCCGCUGGCUGAUGUUGUGCAUAAGGAUGCUGUCGCGGUAACAGGAAGCUUGGACUUGUUCGAUGAGAGGGUCGCAUCUAAACAGCAUGAUGGGAAGCAACAGAAGAGGGCGCGGGAACAACGACGGAAGGCCUGGAUGGGAAAGGAGGUCACACCAUGGAUGGAGAAUGGUUGGGACUAUGAGGGGAAAUGGCGAGGGGAGCACCUACCUGAAGACCCUACUGUGCCCUAUGGUGUACUACCUAAUGCACAUCUUCGGAAGGCUGUGCUCAUCAAGAAGGACUCUGGCCUCAAGAGGUGGAUACCGAUAGUAAACCUUCCUCCAGGAGACCUCAUUGAGGUAGCUUGUUCAACCCCUGGGAAGUACCACUUGGACCCAGCAUUUUGGGACGCCCUUUGUCGGCGUGCGGAGUACAUCAGUCAUUGCUUCUCUGUAAAGCAGAUUCGGAGGUUGUUGGGUGAGGCCGCCGCCGCCAACACCUAUGGAUCGCCUCUGAAUAUGCCAUGCCUAGGCGCGUUGGCUUCGGCGGAGUGUAAGGCCCAUCCUGGGUUACUGAGGAAGAUGAGCUCAGAGCUGUUGGAGAGGUUCCCACAACUCACGUUACUCACCUGCUCAGAGUGUGCUGAGGCGUAUCAAAAGCUUGAAUACGAUCAUACGGGUACCUAUAAUAUGUUGGCAUUAGCCUUCGUACAGGAAAUGGAGGAUAUUCGAUAUCCUCUUGUUGGAUCCGAGAAGAGCAGGCAAUCGACUUCACCUGAGCGAGCUCUUCAGAUGGCAGCGAAGAUCCUUACGGCCUUCUCCAAGGCAAAGCUCAAUGGUGCCACUCCAAACGAUUUGCUCGACUGCUGUGCUCAUACAUUGUAUUCCCAUCGGGAGGUGUUGAAGGAUUGUGUGGAUGAUUAUAUAGCAGCAGUCGAUGCAUACAGGAGAUUUUCUCGUGCUGUUACGGCGAUUGAGCUGGCCAGAAUCAUCUUGGCGUCUGAUAUCGCGUUGGAAGUGCACCGAAUAGGUCGUCUUGCGAGAGCUGUUCAUGGCCUGGAGGGGAAUGUGAUGAUAGCGACUGAGUUGGCCGAUUGUGUGAGGGCAUCAGUGAAGGAUGCUACGGCAUUGAGAGGAGGAGAUACUGUCGAGCUCACUGUCCAAAGGGAGGAUCAUGGCAAUGAGUUGGAUGAAUUUGGUAUGCCUACAAGGAGAAUAUCUUCGCGGAAGAUAACUAUCGAAAUCGAUCGCCUGAUCGAUUUAAUAGAGUGUUUGAUGGCUGUUGGGCAGGAAGGUGUGCUCAUCCCCAUCGUUGGACAUUAA
Messenger RNA from Perkinsus marinus ATCC 50983, 1992 nucleotides. RefSeq lists its product as hypothetical. Bases 1 to 1992 code for a protein of 663 amino acids. The transcript is spliced from 17 exons. Gene Ontology annotation, cellular component: cytoplasm. Gene Ontology annotation, biological process: microtubule cytoskeleton organization. The record is from RefSeq and is a predicted model, not a curated record. NCBI's taxonomy places the organism in Eukaryota, Perkinsozoa, Perkinsida, Perkinsidae.